This is a messenger RNA of Trypanosoma brucei brucei TREU927, 900 nucleotides long. RefSeq lists its product as hypothetical. The coding region runs from base 1 to 900 and encodes 299 amino acids. The transcript has a single exon. The record is from RefSeq and is a predicted model, not a curated record. NCBI's taxonomy places the organism in Eukaryota, Euglenozoa, Kinetoplastea, Trypanosomatida, Trypanosomatidae.
AUGCAUGGUGGCGCAAACUCUGCAGUGGCCUCUGUGCAUGUAGAUCCGACUGCCCAGCUGCAAUACAACAGGCAGCGGGGGACCGAAGCUUACGCGGAAUGCGAAUAUUCUGACGGUUCUGCGGAUGAGAACAAUCGUUACCCCCAACGGGGGCAGCCGCCACAAACGCAUGAAACAGCGGCCGUCUCCAUAACGGACAACAGGCAGCAGAGCAACAUGACACCACGUGCGCACGCAGGCGGGACCGGGGGCGGUGGCGGUGGCUCAACCAUGCGACGCAAUGUUAUUAAUAGGUUUGAUUAUGGAAUCAUAUCACCUAGUGAUGCACGCAGUCUGUUUCUAGGUGCAUCCCUGCUCAACAUCUUUUUCGCUAUUCUUGGUACUUCUCUAUCGCAACUCGACGAAGUUGGUGGUGCGUGUUUUACUUUUUGGGGUUACAAAACGGAUUGUGACUCGGUAAGUUACACUAUCCGCACUCAACUUCUGCCGUGUGCACCCAUUCGCGGGAGACUUCAGACUGGAGCCGCAUUUUCUAUCAUAUCUAUUUGCCUCUUGGCAUCAAUUAUUUAUCUUUAUAUCAGGUCUGCGUUGGCAAAGUACAUGUCACAAUAUAAUGCAGAGGGGCAAACUCCGGCACGCAGGAUGGAAUCGCGUAGCGGCAUCUUGCCAGCGGAAGACUCGAUUGUGGCGAGUAAUAAGUGGACUAUUGUAGCGGUGGGUGGUGUUGUGGUAUUGUGUGAGGUCAUUAGUUGGGCAAUGACUAUAAGUGUGUACGUAUCCCGUUUCUGUGAGGAUGCCAGUUUGGAUCGUAACAAAGUUUAUGGACCUGGUUUCGCCCUUUUAAUAGUGGGGACGCUGUUGUUUCUAAUGGCGCUUGUAGUUUUCGCACUUAGGGCAUAG